Messenger RNA from [Torrubiella] hemipterigena, 1344 nucleotides. The record is from the annotation of a GenBank genome assembly. NCBI's taxonomy places the organism in Eukaryota, Fungi, Ascomycota, Sordariomycetes, Hypocreales, Clavicipitaceae.
AUGCAUUAUCCUAGCCUCGGCUAUCCUGCUGAGCAGCCCGCGACGCAAAAGUUCAAGAUGAUGCCCAAACCCUCUAUUCGACAAAAGCCACAGACUAAAUCUAGUGAGCCAAGGUCUUUUGACCCCAACGAGCUCACCAAGCGGCUUAACAAGGUGCUCGCCGAGCAGAAAGCCGGCACAGACAAGAAGCGCCGCGUAAAGAGCUCAACUACAGAAAAGGUCUCUCACGGCGCCAGCAGCAACAGCCACGCCAAGAAGGCAGACGUUUCUGUGGGCCUGCAAAAGCACAAGGAGAGCAAAGCCCCUGUUCUCAAGCAUUCUAAAACAAAGCUACGCGCAUUACAUCACGAGACCCGUGAGUCGGACAAGGACAGGUUGAGGAGAAAGGAAGCCCGCAAGGCGAGCAAGCCUAGAGAUUCUUGGUCCAACGAAGACAGUGAUGUCUUUGGUGAGGACGGUCACUAUAUACCACAAGUCGCGGCAUCGCAAUUUGCCAACACUACCAUAGGCGAUUCCCCUCCCGAGAAGAACCUUGUCCACAAGCUCUCCAAAGUAGCCAUGAAAUUCCACAUGCAGGGUCCGGGCACCAGCAAAGAGGCCCCGGCAUCUAGCGCCAACUCCAACCCGGCAUCCCAGGCCGCGGCCAUUCGAAGAGCCCAGAGCACGCGGGAGCGCAACUAUACCCGCAACCAGUUCCAGCACCCGUCGUCUCUCCUUGCCGGUGAGGGCGCCAAUGCCUCCAGCCCUCUGACAGCGUCUCCCGCCCACUUCACCAUUGCCGAUAUAGACAAGCAGCUCAAGGAGGAUCGCAGAAAGAGCACUGGAAGCAUGCUCGGCAAGUCGGAAGGGCGAAUUCCCACCGUCAGCUUCCGCAGUGAUUUUGGCUUCGACAAGCAGGCCACUGUUGACCACGCCGAGCUGGCUGCUACCACCGAGUCUCACCGUGUCGACUGGACCCAAAGCGAUGAAUCGGCCUUUGAGCACCGACGAACAUCGCUGUCGCUGCGUAAGCCAGAAUCGCGCUGGUCCAUCCGCGGACGGCUGGGAAGCUUCACCAAGAAUGCAAAGGACGACAAGGCCCCGGCGCUUGCCAUUCCACCACCAAUCACAUCAGGUGUUGCACUUGUUGCAUCCCCAACUUUGUCGCAGGGCGCUACUCUCCCAGUAGCAGCUCCUGUAGCCCCUGUGGCUCCUGUAGCUUCUGCCAUUCCAGCAACUACUACUAUUACCACUACCACUACUGCUGCACCAAUACCGGCACCAGCACCAGCAGCAAGCGAGGAAAAGGCCGGAGCAGCUGCACUGUCUCCCAAGACUGGCUUCUUCGCUCGCUUCAAACGAUGA